Messenger RNA from Branchiostoma floridae (Florida lancelet), 11702 nucleotides. RefSeq lists its product as uncharacterized. Bases 284 to 10522 code for a protein of 3412 amino acids. Gene Ontology annotation, molecular function: protein binding. The record is from RefSeq and is a predicted model, not a curated record. Lineage: Eukaryota; Metazoa; Chordata; Leptocardii; Amphioxiformes; Branchiostomatidae. The transcript is spliced from 50 exons.
AGGUUAAAGGUGACCCCGUGUGUUAUACAACCUACCGGACCUGUCUGUCUCCUACCUGUUGCUUCGGGGCUCUUGAUGGCGCCUACUUCGAUUAGCAAAACAUCUGGCAAUAGUAAUAAUAUCUAAGCUAAAACACGGGCUUGAAACGAAAAAAAAAGUUUACUUGGAACUUGAAUUGCUUCAUUCCUUCCUUUUUUCAUUCUUCCAUUUCUUUCUUCCUUUUUUUCUUUCCUUCUUUUUCUUCGCCGUAGAAUCUUCUAGAUCUGGCGUCUUACGGUCAAACAUGUGGCUGUACACGCAUUUUUGGAAGAGAUGUACAAUAUUCUUCAUCGUACUUUCUCUAUCGGUCAAACGCAGCACUGCAUUAUCAGGAGUGGUAUGUAGUCGCCAGACCUCUUAUGGCUGUCAAAUAAGUUACUCCCAGAAGUACUACACCAGUUGUGGAUGGAAUGGGUGGGAUACCUGUGCAAGGUACCGGACGGCAUAUCGUUCUGGCACCUGUUACGGCGCUGAGUACUUCUGUUGUGACGGACACACCAACAGCGGAGGUGUAUGCGUGCCUGUAUGUUGGGGCAUAAUAACCUGCCCCAAUGGCGGACGAUGUUCGAGCCCUAACAUGUGCACCAACUGCAACGACGGGUAUUAUUCACCCAAAUGUGACCGAUGCACCCAUAUUUCGAACUGCGAUGAUACAAGAUGCACCACCAAUAGCGACCAGCAAUGCCAUCGAUGCAGUGGGGAGUACGGAGCCGUCGGCAAGGCAUAUGACAAUCUGGGGACAUCCUGCAGAGAGAAAUGCUCCUGGAGAACUACCAGUAACAACUGUUACCCCGGAACCUGCCCUACCACGCCAUCUACGUGUACAUGUACUUCGGGAUUCGGUGGUGCUCACUGUAGGACAAUUUCCGCCGCUUCGAGUCACAUGUACUGCCUAGCAGCUCUGUCCCGCAACCACGACCGCGUCGAUACCAACUGUCUGCAGAACACUGUGAAGUACACCAACAUGAACCCCACCACUAUCACUGUGGACUGGAGGGGCCACUUCACCCCGAGUGUGCCAAACAGACCAGCCUAUGUGCAGAGCCACGCUUUGGGACUCAUCGCAGGAGGGUUUAACGCUAAACUCGUGAGGGGCAGCACUACGGUCCGCAAUGACAGAGGGACCUGCAGCUCCGCAGCCAGUCGCGACAACCCCAUACAAAUGGACUGCGAACAGAGUAUACACGCCACGGGGCCAUUUAACCAUGGAGACAAGCUUCAGAUUACGGCGGAUUUCACAAAUGGGGGAUACGUCACCGUCUACAACAGGGACGCUGGCAACAGACAUGAAAAGAAUUACUACUCCGGGUCGUCGACCACUACCAACACAGCGGAGUUCGUUUUCGACUACGUGGCUCCAACCUGCACUGGGACACAACUCAACAUCGGUGACUCCGUCAGCAAACAGAAUUCAAUUACGCUGCAGUUUUCAGGAUGGACGGACGCUUUGAGCGGGGUCACAAAAUACGAGUACGAGGUCUAUAUGUUAGUCGCCACUGGCAGCCAGCUCACAGAGCCUCACACCACAUUUGCUCACGGUGUCAUCAGCAUCGACAACAUCCAGCACCCCACGGUCACUCUGACCACCGCCGGCGUGUACUCAGUCAUCCUUACGGCCGACGACGCCGCGGGUAACUACAGACGUACUCGACGCUUCGUCCUGUACGACAACACCAAUGCUGUGGAGAUCGACUCGUAUUAUCCACUCACCAUCGCCAACACCGUUGAUGGCAAUGGGGAUAACUGGCUUCACAGCACGGCUGGUGCGACAACAGCCAGCUGGCCCAGCCAUUUCAUCAACCGUUACCACCACAACAACAAGCUCCUCAACACCAUCUCGGACUUCUCUGCUGGAAUAGAUGCUGCCUAUGACCAGUCGACGGGUACGCGUGCUAAGCAGGCCAUUCCCAACAAACUGGGUGUCACCAAGUUCCAAGUAGCCUUUGGGAAAGACCACGCAGGCGGUAGCACCUUGACAUCACCGGGCAGCUUUUCUGCAGGAGAUCUUAACACGGAGUACAGUUCAAGCGAAAGUAAGGUGGACGGCGACACCGUGAAGAUAUGGGUUAAGGCGUCAGACAUCAUGGGCAAUGAGAUCACCGAUAGCAUCACUGCACACGUGGACUCCUCGGGACCAGUCAUCGAAAACCUGUGGCUUGCAAGCGGAGAGGAAACCAACAUUGUCGUACACAAUGCUGUGGAGCUGUAUGAAAUGCAGGUUCAGUUUGACGCAUUUGACCAGCAUAGCGGACUCCACGACAUUACCUGGACCUUUGCCGACGUCAAAACGUCAGCCACCAUUGCAACAGGAGUAGUAGUUGUACAGACACUAACCUGUGGUGCCGGCUGCACCACUAACUGUGUACAAGCUGCAAGGGGACCAUGUUACAAAAAAGAUUACGUCAUCACCUUUGACCGGAGCCAGGUGGAUGUGGGCGGACAUGACCAUGACUACCUGCUGACGCUCACCGUCAGGAACAAGGCCACUCUCAGUACUACAGAAACUCUUAAGAUCACGGUGGACACAUCCCCACCUCUUGCCGGCAAUGUGCACGACGGUAUGAAGGGGCAGCCGGAGAAAGAUUACCAGCAGACGACAGCGGUUAAAACGUGGUGGGACGGUUUCUUCGACGAAGAGAGUGGCGUGAAGUUCUACCUGUACGGCUAUUCUACCAGUUGUUUGACUGCUGCUGACUUUACGCUUCCGGAGGGCGCGUCUAUAACGAGAACAACAAACACGCACGCUACCUACACCGCACCGUCUGCCGGGACCUACUUCUGCACGGUGGUGGCCUACAACCACGCGCUGGACCCGUCCCCACCGGUGUGUUCUGACGGCGUCACGGUGGAUGUCACCGCUCCCAGCCUCACGGCAAUCCACAUCGACCACAUCGCUGUCCGACCUGGGGUGGUGAAAGAUGCUGGUGGUAACGUUUGGUUGAUAAACCAGAGACGGCACCGAGUCCUAGUGCUAGACCCUCCCGCGCAAUGCCUGUCUGUGCCUCAAGUAAAUUACAUCGAUGACUUCGCCCCGAGACGGGAUUUCGUGACGAACACCACCCUCACUGCACAGUACUGCACUCGGCACUCAGGAGCACCAACGGGCAACUACCUUUCGAUGGACAAAACUCUGCGUGUUGCCUGGCACGGUGAGGAUGACGGCGGGAUUUAUGAUUACUUCGUGGGGCUGAGCAGCACCAGCAGCGGCACGAGCAGCCCUGACAUCAUGGCCUUCACCUCCACCACCUCCAUCCCGGAACUCAGGUUCUCCCAUCCACGCAUCAGCCAGAACUCUCUGUUCCACCUCGUCAUCAAGGCUGAAGAUCGGGCGGGGCUAUCUACCACCAAGGUUGUGGGUCCCAUUGUCGUGGACGUAAGUCCGCCUCAGUUUACGGGACGAAUCACGCUGUCUAAGGAAGGGAAUUUUUAUGUAGGGCGCUGGACAGGGAGCGACUUCUUUGAUGACGAAAGCCAGGAUCCUCUGACGUAUGAAUUUGCCGUUGGAGGUAACCCAAGCUCCACAGCCAUGCUGCGUUUCCGCCAUGUUGGAGCUAAUGGACCCUGUACAAGCGCUAAUCCUCCCAACUGUGCGGCGAUCGGAACAGACGCAUUAGACGGCCCUCCGAGUGACAGCUACUACAUGUUUGUCAGAGUGACCAACCCGGCAAGCUUGUCGGUUAUUGGCAUCUCUAGUGCGUACAGCAUCCACGACAAACUACCCGCCAACGGGGUCGUCUUCGACGUUGCGCCGGACAUGAAUGAUGAUCCUGGAAGUCAUGAUUAUGAAGACAUCGACUCCCAAACAGACAACGGAGUGUUACAUGCCCGUUGGUUUGGCUUCAGCCAUGAUCCAACGGCAGUCACGUACGAGGUGGCAGUAGGAACUACCUCUGGUGCUGAGGACGUCCGAGCUUUCACAGCUGCUGCCGGCACGACCGCCUCAAUCACCGGCCUUACCCUUGAGUACUUCCAGACCUACUUCAUCACCGUAAGAGCAACGAGUGAUGCAGGGUCUGUCACGGUCAGCUCAGACGGGGUCACCGUUCUAGAGUACGACGGCAGGGUAGGAGGCAUGAUGGUGAAAGAUGGACCAGGAUGCUUCGAACACACAAACGAUACAUGUGAAGACGACGCUGAAUAUCAGCGAUCCACAUCAACCAUGUGGGUGCGCUGGAACACGCCGAGCAACAUCACGGACUUCUUAAGCGAGUUCUACUGGACCAUCGAGGAGGAGAUACGGGACGGAAGCGACAGCCGUGCGUUCACCAAACUGGGGUGCUGGAGGGACAAGGGUAAUGCCGCCAUCACUCCGCUGGAGGGGACAGAUCCACGCCUAGAUGGGAACUUCGCUUUCCGUGAAAACGCCAUCGAAAAGUGUUACCAGGUAGCACGUUCCCGUGGUGCUACCGUGUUUGCUCUACAGAGCGGCGGAGAGUGUUUCGGGUCCGCAGAUGGACACAGCACCUACAACAUGUACGGUCCGUCUACACUCUGUGCAGAGGACGGAAAAGGCGGGUCUUGGGCAAAUGAGGUCUACCAGAUUACAGCAUGGUACCGAAUCACGGAGCGUCUGCUUGUAAAACGGGGCGGUACGGCCGUCCAGUCCAAACUGAGUCUACGCCCGGGGACAAGAUAUCGGUCCAUGAUCACUCCCUGUUACAAAACGGGGUGCUUCGGACAGGUGGCAAGUAGAGGCGUGUGGGUCAUACCAAACGCCCCUAUUUCCGGUCGCCUGAGUGUUAGAACAGUGGCAAAUGGGGAGGGGCCGUCCACAGCGACGUUCAGCUGGGACGCCUUCAGGGACGGAAAUGCGCCCACAACAGUGGUGGAAGGAGUUGUGCCCGUAGCGGUGUCAAAACUUGCGAUUCGCCGCUACGAGUGGGCAGUGACAUCCGGCACAGAGAGGAGGGAGCUGCUACUGCCCUGGACCCCGAUAGAUAUCAGCGACAAUACUGUGGAGCGCCAUGAACACACGGUCAGCAUUCCCCGACGUAUCUUAGCUACCGGCUGCCCAAAGCUGGUUGUCCGUGCCUUCAGCAGAGUGGGUGUACAGUCUUCAGUUGAAACUGACAUCAAUGACUGCAGUAGGAACCCCAUCGGACGCCAGCACGUCGUCAUUGACGUUACAGGGGAUUUUGAGCUUGAGAAGAAUGGCCUAUGGUAUAGAGACGACGCGGACUACACAUCAUCGCCGUCUGCACUGGGGGCGGUGUGGCCAAAUCUGCGCCAAGGGCAGUACACAUGGGCCGUCAUAGAGGAGUCUGCAGGCAUAAGUGACUACGGCAGCGUGUCAGCCAGUAGCCAGUUCCCAUACCCGUGUGCACAUCCCCUCGCCAUAGCCUGUGGUAACACUACUGAUGAGUACGUCAGCAUCAACGAUCUGGCACUCCAGCAUGGCAGGCGCUAUCAUAUCUGUGUCCACGCAAACAAAACACUACAAGUGUUCGAGAAGUGGAGCAUGGAGCUACCGGCAGUCUCUGCAUGUAGCGACGGCAUCACAGUAGACCACACGCCGCCAACUCCAGGAAAAGUUUGGAUCGAAAACUCUGACGAUAAGAGUUACCAGUCAUCGCCCUCUGAGAUUGUUGUAAAGUGGGACUCGUUUGUGGACCUUGAAGAACACGGAACAUCUCACCAUGUCUCCGGCAUCAGGACAUACAUGUGCGCCAUCGGCACUUCUCCAGGAGGAAUAGAUGUUCAAGAUUUCACAGAAGUGGGAGACAUCAACAGUUUUAUUUUCCGCAACAUGGCACUCAACAGUGGAAUUACGUACUACGCAACAGUCAAAGGAAUUGAUUUCGUUGGACUUUCAUCAGUCUCCGUCUCGGAUGGCGUACUCGUCGAUACAACACCUCCUGCCAAGAACGACAAAGCGAUUGAUAUCGGUGGUCAAUUCCUCCAAUCGCUGGAAUCUAUCACUGUCAGCUGGUACGAUGUUUUCGUCGACAAAGACAGCGGCAUCACGUCGUUUUACUGGGAGGUUGGGUCUGCUCCUGGGCUGGAUGACGUGGUGCGUUUACAACCCGCAGAGGAAGCUAUGGCUGAGGACUAUGCGAUAGAUCCUCCUCUACUGGAAGGUCACACCUACUAUGUAACAAUAAUGGCGGAGAAUGGAGCCGGGCUUGUCAGCACCGCCAUUUCUCACGGCUUCGUGGCUGAGACGUCCCCACCUGAGGCCGGGUUUGUGUAUGAUGGACCCCUCACGGACCCUGCAGACGACUUGGACUACCAGACCGACAAGACAACCAUCAGUGCACAUUGGGGAAAAUUCCAUGAUCCCCACACAGACAUCGUCAGCUACACGUGGAGAGUCGGAACGUGCCCAAUGUGCCGAGAUAUCCUGGAGGAGGUGGAUCUCGGGAUGAAAACAGAUAUGUCAGCAUCCAAUCUGCUGCUCGUUCCCGGUUUCACGUACUACGUGACGAUCACGGCGUGUAAUGCUGCCCAGCUGUGCACUACCUUUUCUUCUGACGGAGUUCUGAUGGACGACACACCUCCUGUCGCUGGGACUGUGCGCGACGGAGCUGCUGACAUGGAUCUCCAGUAUCAGCCAUCUCCAAACCUACUGCGAGCUAGUUGGUUUGGUUUCCAUGACGCCCAUUCGCACCUGUCUCACUACGAGUGGCGCGCGGGAACAACGCCUGGAGGCAGCGACAUCUUAUCUCCGUCGGACCUUCAUCUGGCAGAAACGGCAUUAGUUACCAUGGCAACACCCAUGCCCGCAGACACCAAAAUCUACGUGACUGUCAAGGCCUACAACAAAGCAGGGUUGUGGGCAGAAAAAAGUUCGGAUGGUUUCGCCAUUGAUGCAACCCCACCGACAGUGACUACACCGACUGCAGUUGACCUGAGCUGGGGAUCAUUUAAAGCUGAUACGCAGGUCAUCAGAACACUUCUCAGGGUCAGCUGGGAAUUUGCUGACCCCGACUCUGGCAUAGAUUAUCAUCUCUUGACUGUAUCCACUUCUCAAGAAACUCGUCAUGACCUACCAUCUGUCAAGGUCAGCGCAGAUGACAAGCGCUACACAUUCAGCAACAUCACACUGCAUGAUGGGAACCGCUACACGGUGACAGUGGUCGCCUGUAACAGGGCAAAGCUCUGCACAGAAUCCACUUCGGCAGAGAUCAUGGUGGACGGUACGCCUCCCACAGUCGGCACAUUCGCAGCAGAGACGACCCACGCCAUAGAUAAUCAGCGUCCCCAAAGCGGGUGGAUGACGUGGCAAAACAACGUCAACGGCAACCCUACACUUCUUAAACUAGCAUGGCUGGGCUUCACUGAUGUGCAUUCUGAGAUCGAGAAAUAUCAGGUUUACGUAGGAACCAACUUUGAUGCAGACAACCUGAUUCCGUCCGGACCGAUAGAGGUUGCCCCCAGCGGAGGAGGCUUGACAGCCCCAGAAGGAGUGGUGCACACCGCGGAUAUUCCCGUUGCCACGGCGCUGAGCAGUUCUUCAACAGUCUACAUCAAGGUCAUUGCUGUCAACGGGGUUGGCCUGAGAGGGUCUGCAUCACACGAAGCUUUCAACCUUGUAUCAUCCGCCGCCGACAGGGGCUUUCUGUCCCUGGUGAGAAGAUGCGUGGCUCACUCCUGCAUAGGACACUGCAUUUGCGCAUCUCAAGAUAAGAUAUGCACACCAACGCAGUCCUGUACCGAAGCGAGUGGAGGGCCUACAAUAAAUGUGUAUGAUGUUGUGGACUUCACGGACUUGUCGUCUCUGUCUGGAUCUGACGACAUCGCGAAUACACCUGCUGGGGACUUCCUCGCUGCCGCAUGGACAACCGACGCAACAGUUAAAAGGUACGAGUGGAGUGCAGGAAUCAAAGACCAAGCUGUGGGCAGCGGUGUGUUUGAUCUUCUGAACGACAAAAUAUGGCACGAGACAAACGGUGCCAACUAUGCUAUCCUCAACUUACCUUAUACACCAGACGGAGCCCAUACCCUACGAGGAGCGGAGUAUGUGAUUUACGUCAAAGCAUGGUUCUCACCGACUUCGUACAAAGUCUACUCUUCUGAUGGAGUUGAGAUCGACUUUUCACCCCCUAGUGUUCAUAAGUCAACAAAGGUCAAGGACUUGAUGACAACAUCUGCCACCGUAGACAUAGACUACAUCACUGAGAACAACGCGCUCGUGUGCGGCUGGGAUGGCGUGUUCUACGACACAGGCAGCGGCAUUGAUAGCUUUGAAGUUGCCUUUGGCCUUACGCCGACUGACGAAUCUGUCUCGCCAUACACGGAGCUGAGCGGAGACACGACUACGCACCAAGUGACCGGCCUAUCUCUGACUGAAGGAGUCAGAUAUUACUGUAACGUCCGGGCGUUCAACAAAGUGCGUCUGUUCAGCGCAGCCUCGUCAGACGGUGUGACGGUGGACACGAUCAAGCCAACGACUGGUGUCGUCAUGGACGGAGUCGUUCUUCACGAUGUUGAGUACACCAACGUUUCCACGUCCAUCUCCGCUUCAUGGCACGGCUUCUGGGACUCCGAGUCGUUCCUCCAUCACUACAUGUGGUGCGUGGGGACCACCACGGCUGCAGACGAGUGCUCCGUGUUAGCGGCUACAGAUGUAGGACUUAGGACCGCUGUAAGGACUCAGCUUGACGCGGCAUUAGAUGCUGGUGUGAAAUAUUACUCAAAAGUGUACGCUGUUGACGCUGCCGGUGAGCAGUCAGAUGUCGCCACGUCUGACGGUGUGACCAUCGACACGACACCCCCAGUUCUGUUAGAAAAGUUGGAGGUUGGGGAGAACAUUGUGGAAGAUUUCUCAUUCGAAGAAUCAGCAAGCCCAGUUUACGUGAAUUCGAGGGAAGGAUUGAACUUUAGUUCGCUACCUUCUUUUACGUCACCACAUUGGACUGUUGAAGGCGGCUCAACCUCUGCGGUUCUGAAUGCGACGAAAGGAGAUCACGGGGACAAUGUGCUGUACCUAGCAGGUUCCCUCUCACAGCUGCUUACUACAACCACGGGCAGCAAGUAUAGGAUGACGUUAUCGCUCCUCCACAACCCUUUCGUACAAAACAAGCGGUCAGACGAGGAGGUUCUGAUACAAGCUCCAGGGAUCAGCAAGGUUGUUCAACUGUACCGCCGACCUGGUCGACAUGAUUCAUCGAACGCGAACCGCUGGCAAAAGGCCACGGUCUUCUUCACGGCAACGAGUGCGUCUUCUUCCAUCUCUAUAGCAACGCCUGGAAGAACGAGGGGGGUCCUCAUCGACAAUGUGGACGUUCGGCUGUGCAACGUGAUGGAGGUUGAGGAAGGAAUGAGCAGCAACAACAGCGUCCAUGUGGAACUUCAGAUCAUCCAUGGCCUGAACUCGGUGUUGGCCAGCUGGGGGUUUGUGGACAUGGAGAGCCCCAUCGUCGACUACAUGUGGGCUAUAGGCACGGUAGAAGGAGGAACCCAACUGCAGGAAUUCCGCUCUGUUGGAACCAGUGACCAAGCAGUCAACAGUAACCUGACCCUAACCCAAGGAACAUACGUCUACGUGACUGUGGUGGCCGUCAACGCAGCUGGACUACGCAGCAUGGUGCUUUCGGAGCCAUCUUUGGUAGACAAAACACCACCGGUCAUUGCCUUUGUACGGGAUGGUUCAAGUGACAAGGAUGUAGACUUCCAAAGCAACAGUGUUAUUUCUGCACACUGGGAUGCUACAGAUCCGGAAAGUGGUAUCAGCAAAAUCGAGUGGGCAAUAGGCUUGGAGCCCGGGUCCGCGUCAAUCAGUGACUACACAGCAGUUGAAAACUCCGGGAGUGCCUCGAAGUCGGUGAGUGGUCUGUCCCACGGACAGACAGUCUUCGUCACCGUGAGAUGCCACAACAACGUGGGUCUGGUCUCCACCAUGUCGUCUGAUGGCGUCACCAUAGUGACCAACCCGCCAAUCACGACCGCAGCACAGCUGAGUGUGGUGACUCGCUCAGAGACACAGUACCCCACACGGGGCAAUCACCAGUCACAAACGGACAUGCUGCAGCUGUCAUGGGGUGGAUUCGCGGACACAACAGGCAUACUAGCUUACCAGUAUGCCCUAGAGGGACCUGGAGCGGACAGCUCAGCUUGGUACAGCCUGAGUCCCUAUGGAGACACCAGUACUCUGCUUGGCCUUGAUCUUCAGCCAGACGCCAGCUACAGGGUGUUUUUCCGCGCCAUCAACAAUGUCCGAAUGGAAAGCGCCUCGCUCCAGGCUGAUAUUCAGAUCUCCACGGACAGCCCUUCUGUGUCAGGAAAUGUGACCCACACCUGGGGAAAUUCAAACACCACAGCGAUGAUAGACUGGGAAGGAGUCUUUGAGGCAUCAACAGACCUUGUGUAUGAGGUCACCAUAGGCACAACCCAAGGCGGAAAUGACGUCCAACAGUGGGUGGAGACCGCGGAGACCAGUAUCACAGUAGGACCCAUAGAUCCUAACAAGCAUCAUUUCGGAACGAUCACGGCCAUUAACACCGUCGGGAUGUAUGAAAACGUAGCCUUUGAUUUCUAUCGUUAGGCACCAAAAGCAUAUUAGAUAACCAUUUGAUGAUGUUAUCCCCAAAUCUAUCAUGGGUAUAUACAUUAUCCAAAAGGCUAAGCAGUGUCCAACUGGCUCUACAAUGAGUCGCAGCAACACCAUUAUUGUAAAAUGCUCCUCGCUUGAGUCCAUGUAGACCACUAUUUAGCCCUUUGUAUACUGUGUUUGCCCCGACAGGUAUACUUAGAGAGUAAUGAUCAUAUCCAAAGACAUAGACUUGGCCUGCCUUCGUUAAACACUACGAGAAUUCACAACAACAAAAAAUGUUAUUAAUCACAUUUAAGUAAGCAUUCUUCUUUGUUUCCUACACUGGGUGUUAUUACUAUUUAUGGUAAUGGAUAAUUUUAUACUGUUUUCUCAUACAAACGUAUAAAUGCUAAGCGUUCAAGAAUUAGAAGUAGUUGGACAGGCUUUAUGCAUGAAAAGCCUUCGCAGUAAAGAAGCAGAAUAUAUCAUAUCACUAGACUCGAGAGAUAGAUUAUUGAAUACAAAAUUAUAUCGGAAGUAUUGGUUUAUCUAGGUUUUAUGAUUUUCGUAAGAAAAUUAUGAUUUUUUUUUUCAUUUUGUACAUAAAAAGUGCUCUCAUGUCCGUAGACAGGGUGGGGUGGUGGUUUCGGAAGAAUCCUCCACAGCACUCGGAGGUCCGCAAAAACAGAAUGAUAAACGCAUUGCGAUUCUUUUUUGAUAGCACUGUUGUCGACAGUCGAUCUCGGGUUUUUUUUUUUCAAAUUCUCUCAAUAAGGCAAGAAAUACUACUUCAGCGUCCGGACGUCCCAAUAAUCUACAAAAAGACCCCCACACACACACACACACCAAAUUCUGGCUACGGACAUGGCUCUUCUAUCUAUACGACUGUUGUACCAGUCCUGAAUAAUGUACUUCUUCACAACUACUAAUGAGAUCUACAACAAAGAACAGCAAACAACUAAGUUUUUUCUAUCUAUGGACCAGCCUCAUGUAGAUAUUCACAGACUGUUAUAACAAAAAUAACGUAUGCUGCUGCACAACAAGAGAUCAUGGAGUAAGAAUUUAUAGAAAAUAACUUUUAGAAUAAACAUUGUGUGCGCACAGAUAUUUGCUAAUACUGGUGACUUACUGGUUGUACACUAUUGUCUCAACAAUUAUGGGAACUUUGGCAAUAAAGUGGGUUAAAAAACAA